Molecule: messenger RNA, 7073 nt
Organism: Pseudovirgaria hyperparasitica
Lineage: Eukaryota; Fungi; Ascomycota; Dothideomycetes; Acrospermales; Acrospermaceae
Product: calcium-channel protein CCH1
Exons: 2
Coding region: 319-6741 (2140 amino acids)
Biological process (GO): calcium ion import across plasma membrane
Cellular component (GO): voltage-gated calcium channel complex; membrane
Molecular function (GO): high voltage-gated calcium channel activity
Source: RefSeq, a predicted model, not a curated record
AAAACUGGCCUCGACUGUCAUACCUCCGCAUUCUUACUUCGUUGCUCUAAUAUUUGUCUAUCCAACAUUGACGCUUCAGCUUUCAGUCGUUGCUUCUCACGUUCGCUCCUGAAACAAUUCCGCUUGUUCUGCGCAUCUGUGAUACCCCUUUAGCGUCUCACAACUUUCUUGGACCGUACUACGCAUCUAUCUCAUCUGGCUGGCAUAGGCGUACCCCUUCGCGCGAGGCCUUGGCCCAACAUUCACCUGAAGUCCACAUUGGAAUCUCGAUGACUUCAUAACAAUCAGGCUCGAGAAGAGGCGGCGCAGAAGGUCUCAAUGGACUCGAGCGAUCCCCACCAUCGUCGCAAUCAGUCAACCCCACAAUCGAUACCUCUCCAGGAUUUCAGUCGCCAACAGGAUACUGGGGACGAGGAGUAUGGCUCAGGCUCGCAGCGGAGGAGAAGCCUUGGAGAAAGAGGAAGGAACCUGUUCAACAGAAACCGCGACUCGAUCUCUGGCCGACCGCGUCACAACAAUGCAAGAUAUGCUGCCAUACAAGAGGACUCGGAGAGUCGAAGCAGAGGUUCUCGAGCACCACGCCUCGUGACAGAAGAAGACCAUCUGACCAGUCCACGUCAAGAAUACGAGGACUACUCACCACUUGAAGAUAUCAGUGGCUUCCAAUCCGCUAUUGGUGGGUUUGCAGGCUUAACCUUUCAAGGCGAGUCCUCAUACACACCACCGCUGAGCCAGCGUCCUGUUCCUAGAGGACGAGGUACAUCCGAAUCUUUCUCAUCACAGAGAGAAAUUGAUCCUUAUGCGAACGACCACGCAAAAGGCCACGAUUACGGCUACUCAUCGCCCAUAGACGAAGACACCACGCCACUCACAGAUCCUGGACAUCUCCAACCAAUAAGCGGAGCUGUAGCUGAUGAAUCGACAUAUGACAGGACAAGCAACUUCCAAAGUGUUCGCUUCCUCGCCCCAGAGCACGCUUCUUCAAGUGACAGACGUAGUGAAGACAUGCGCGAUGUCGAGGUGGGCUUGUCGCCUACAAGUGCGUUGGGAAGAUCCGGGUCACGUCAAAGGUCCCUCUCACCCACGUCGCCUCUGCAGCGAGCUAGCACAAUCAUGAGGAACAUGUCAAUGCGAGUUGUCAACAUUAGUAACGAACAGGAUGUGGUCGAGCGUAGUAUCAAGAGAAAAUCGUCGGUAAAGACUGAGACUCCCCAAGAACCUGAAGCACGUCUGCAAGCACCACCGUCAUUUCCAGCGAUGACAGAGUAUGCGCAUGAUGGUGGGACUUCCCCUCCGAUAGAGAAGAGCUCUUCGGGCAGCUCUCGACAAAUUAACGUGAAUCCGUUGCGAGGGAGAUCGCUGGGUAUCUUCUCUGCUGACAAUCCGAUUCGAGUCCGGCUGUGUAGCUUACUGGUUCAUCCGCUAUUCGAACCUUGCAUUUUCGUUCUGAUUGUAGUACAAACAGUACUUCUUGCAGCUGAUUCGAGGCGUAAUGUGUACAACGAUGGCAACAGCGAACACUCCAGUAAUCGAUGGGGGUCUUCGUGGAUAGACUAUGGAGUUCUGAGCUUGUUUAUCUUAUAUACCAUCGAGCUAUUGAUACGUAUCAUAGUCUCCGGUCUCCUUAUAAAUCCAGUGGAGUACAGCACUGUUAAUCGCAAAGUUGGGCUCAAGCAAGCUAUUAUGAACAAGGGUCAUGAGCUGUUUGCUAUUACGCGACAGCCUUCACUGAAAAGAGCAGGAAGUUCAUUUGAGCCUUCUAUCAUACGAACCUUUACCAUGGCUCAGACGGAUCCAGACCAGCCAAAAGACGCAAGGCAGCGGCAACGUAUCAGACUUGCACACCGUGCCUUUCUCAGGCACUCGUUCAAUCGUUUGGACUUCCUGGCCGUCAUAGCAUUUUGGAUCAGCUUCGCAAUGUCAAUCACCGGGAUUGAGUCACGAAAGCAUGCAUAUCUCUUCCGUAUGUUGAGCUGUCUUCGAAUCUUACGGCUUCUCAACAUGACCAGCGGCACAACUGUAAUACUUCGAAGUCUCAAAAAGGCAGCCCCAUUACUCGUCAACGUUGCAUUUCUUAUCUGUUACUUCUGGCUUUUAUUUGCUAUUGUUGGUGUCCAAAGCUUCAAAGCGAGUCUCAGGCGACAUUGUGUUUGGACUGAUCCAUUAGGGGUAGAGCUAGACCAGUUCGAUAACGAGAAUCAAUUCUGUGGGGGCUUUCGAGACAACGUCACAGGAGACGCAAGAGCUUGGAUAAGAAAGGACGGGACCAACAACACCGGAACACCCAAAGGCUAUCUAUGUCCGAGAAAUUCUAUAUGUCUGGAAGGACAUAAUCCUUACAACGGAACUGUCAGCUUUGACAAUAUCUUCCAAUCUUUUGAGCUAGUGUUCGUUGUCAUGUCAUCAAAUACGUGGUCGGAUCUGAUGUACAAACUCGUGGAUUCUGAGUAUCUCGUUGCAGCGCUUUUCUUCGCGAUUGGGAUUUUAUUACUCAGUCUCUGGCUGAUAAGUUUGCUGGUGGCGGUCAUCACUUCGUCGUUUCAGGUCAUUCGCGAAGAGAGCAAGACAAGUGCCUUCACUGGGCAAGACAGCGAACCUGUUCCGGGAAUUUCGGAUGAGCAGCCCAAAAUUCGACCGAGUGCUCUAAAAAGAUUCUAUGAAAGAACAGACUGGAUAUGGAUCCUCGUGAUAGCCUACGGAUUGGUAUGUCAAUGUUUGCGGAGCGCGUCAAUGGGACAAGGCAGAGAGACCUUCAUCAACGUGUCAGAGACCGGAGUCACCAUUAUCCUUUUCGCAGAGAUUAUCAUUCGAUUCGUCAUAGACUGGCGUCACUUCCAUCGCAGCAAGCAGAAUCUUGUAGACGCUGCAAUCGCCAUCAUAACCAUGGUUAUCCAACUACCUACAGUCAAGCACUCCCACGACGGGCGCGCCUAUGCUUGGCUCACUGUCUUUCAAAUCAUGCGGAUAUACCGUGUUGUAUUGGCAGUCCCAAUGACGAGAGAACUUAUCAUGGUAGUGCUGGGAAACGUUAGUGGUCUAUUGAAUCUCAUCUUGUUUGUGUUCCUGCUUACCUUUCUUGGGGCCAUAUUCGCGACCCAGCUGCUUCGAGGAGACAUUCCAGAGGAAGACGGGAACGGAGAGACUAUACGGUAUAAUUUCUUCUCGAUGUACAAUUCGUUCCUGGCAAUGUACACGAUACUCUCGAGUGAGAAUUGGACGACAGUGCUGUACACUGUCACGACUUUCAACCGUAUCCACAACACCGCAUGGAUAGGAGCUGCCUUCUUCAUCAUCUGGUUCAUUCUUGCCAACUUCAUAGUCCUGAACAUGUUUAUUGCCGUCAUUCAGGAGAAUUUUGAUGUUUCAGAGGACGAGAAACGCCUACAGCAAGUCAAAGCAUUCCUACAACGUAAGGAGAUUGGCCAUUCGGGCGGUGGCAAUCUUUCAUUGUCUACAAUCUUCAAAUUUGGACAGCAUACCGGCCGACGCAAAGACCCUUUAGAUUUCGGAUCUGCGGCUACGGAAAUGUUAUUGAAGGACGCCGUAGUCAAAGACUUUUUGGACGAACCUGAGACUUCGGCCAUCCCUCGCAUGGAUACUCGACCUACGUUACGUGCAGCUCCAACCAUUCCCCUCGUGAAUUCGGGAUCUUUGUCCGCACUCUGGGCAAAUAUCAUUGGACGUUUCAAGAACAGAGAGCCAAAUCCGUUCUACGAAAGUCUCGGAUUGACGAAAGCUCAAGAGGAAUUGGACCCAAGAGAAAUGGCGAAGCACGUAGUCGAUGCUACUGAACGCCGAAAGUUGGCUCAACGUCAAUAUCUUCAGAAGCAUCCGAAGUACAAUGUAUCACUGUUCAUCUUUCAGCCGGACAACUGGCUUCGCAGAGCUUGCCAGCGGAUCGUCGGUCCAGGCCGUGGUGGAACUCGUAUUCAGGGAGUUGACCCUUCCACUCCAGUUUGGUAUGCGUUCUCUGCAUUCAUUUACGCCGCGAUUAUCGCCAUGGUCAUACUCGCAUGUGUGACAACACCGCUUUACCAGCGCGAAUACUUUCUCAAGCAUACAUUUAGCGUGAAGAAUUGGUUUGUCUUCUCUGACAUGGGUUUCGCUGCCGUAUUCACUAUUGAAGCAUUGAUCAAAGUCAUCGCGGAUGGCUUUUUCUGGACACCAAACGCCUACUUUCGAGGUUCAUGGGGCUUCAUAGACGGGGUCGUACUGCUAACACUCUGGAUCAAUAUCAUCACAUCCCUGGACAACGAAGGCCAAAUCUCUCGAGUUGUUGGUGCGUUCAAAGCCUUGCGAGCGCUCAGACUGCUCAACGUUAGCGACAGUGCUCGAGAUACUUUCCAUUCGCUGAUAGUAAGAGGCUGGUGGAAAUUGACCUCGGCGGCUUUUGUGUCCCUGAGUCUGCUGAUCCCCUUUGCUAUGUACGGUUUGAACCUGUUCAAUGGUCGCCUUCAGUCAUGUAAUGAUGGCAAGUCAAACAUUAGGGAUCUAAACGAUUGCGUCGGCGAGUACAUGAGCACACCGUACAACUGGACCGUCCUGGCUCCUCGACAGGCUUCAAAUCCCUCUUAUGACUUCGACAACUUUGGUAACUCCCUAUUCAUCCUCUUCCAGAUCGUAUCUCAAGAAGGCUGGACGGACGUGAUGUGGUCCGCUGAAAGCAUCACAGGCGUUUUCACCCAACCGUCGUCGUUCUCGCAGGAGGGGAAUGCUGUAUUCUUCGUUGUUUUCAACUUGCUUGGAGCGGUCUUUGUGCUGACUCUGUUUGUCUCCGUCUUCAUGCGCAACUACACGGAACAGACUGGUGUUGCUUUUCUGACAUCUGAACAAAGAUCCUGGCUUGAACUUCGAAAGCUGCUUCGUCAGAUAUCGCCUUCCAAACGGCCAACAGCGAAGAAGCGUCAAACGUGGGCCGAGUGGUGCUACCACCGGGCGGUCAGAAAGAGCGGACGAUGGCAACGUUUCAUCACCGUUGUGUUAGUGCUGCAUGUGGUUCUGUUGUGCACGGAAUACUAUCCAGGCGUUCUAUUGUGGGAUCGAGUGCGCGACUUGAUCUUCCUCUUCUUCGUCUUCAUAUACACGGCCAACAUUAUUAUCCGCAUCGUAGGCCUGACUUGGACGAGAUUUCGGAAAAGCUCGUGGGACUUGUUCUCGCUGGUCGCCGUAACUGCAGCACUGGUCACGUCCAUCUUACUGCUGUCAAAUUUGCACAACAGAACAUACACGCAGCUACAUAAAUUCUCCUUGGUCGGAAUUGCACUGCUGAUUAUACCUCGCAACAACGCUCUCGACCAGCUGUUCAAGACGGCUGCCGCUAGUCUGCCUUCGAUUGCCAAUCUGCUGGCUACGUGGUUCGUCCUUUUCCUGGUCUACGCCAUAGCUUUAUCGCAGACUUUUGGCUUGACCCGAUUUGGCGAGAACGAGUCGAACAAUGUCAAUUUUAGGACAGUACCAAAAGCCUUAAUCCUCUUGUUCAGGACAAGCAUCGGAGAAGGAUGGAACGCACUCAUGGAGGACUUCGCCAGCAUCAAACCGCCAUAUUGCACUAUUGGAGAACGGUACUUCGAAAGUGACUGUGGCAGUCCUGAAUGGGCCAGAUUCCUGUUUAUCUCAUGGAACAUCCUGAGCAUGUAUAUCUUUGUCAAUCUCUUCGUUUCCUUGAUAUACGAGAGUUUCAGUUACGUAUAUCAAAGGAGCAAUGGGCUCUCCGUUAUCAGUCGAGAGGAAAUCCGCAGAUUCAAGCAAGCAUGGGCGGAAUUCGAUCCUAGCGGCACAGGUUUCAUUCCAAAGGCAGUGCUACCUAGACUUCUAGGCGAACUUUCGGGAGUUUUCCAGAUGCGCAUUUAUGACGGUGAAUUUACACUGGGUUGCAUAUUGAGAGAAUGCUGUGUGGACGACCACAGGGGUUCUACUCUUGAAGUCAGCGACCACAAGCGACCUCGCGAGAUCGAUCUGGCUAAACUCAACGCCAGAAUCGCACAGCUCCCACUCGCGGAAAUUCGAAUGAGGCGUCGACGAAUGAACUUGUUCUAUGAGGAAGUCAUGGUAUCGGCGGAUCCAGAUCGGGGCAUUAACUUCAACGCCCUUCUCAUCAUUCUAGCGCAUCACAAGGUCAUCAAUGAUAACAAGAGUCUACGUCUGGAAGAGUUUUUGCGGCGACGGGCACGCAUGCAGCGUGUCGAGGAAGCUGUUCGUCGUAACAUAGUUGUUGGAUUCUUCGAUACAUUGUACUGGAGAAGACGCUUCAAUUCUAGAAGUUCAGGAGGGAGAAUGACAGAUAUUCCGCAGUUUACGGUGCCUGAGAUCCUCGUUGAAGAUGAGGACAUUACCAAUCCGGAGCGCAGGAACCAAACACCUUCUCUGUCGCCAAUCAACACAUCGUUCCGCAGCGGAUCUGGAUCAGAGCAUGCACGUCUUGGAGAUUCUCCUGUCGGUUCUCCGAUUGGCAUCCGUGGUCGCUCUAGCUCGAUCCAGAUCUCACCUUCGCAGUCUCCUACAAUGCGCGGCAUCAGCCCGAUGGGAGCAGUAGGCCAAGAAAGCAUCGAUCGACCAGAUUGGCAGUUUGCCGCAGCGCUGAGCGGACCGCCUAGUCCUCUCGGUGGAGGAACUCCCGAGGGAGGACGCAGCAGGGCUAACAGCAAUGCCGCGCAAGAUGCACUGGACGUCUUCAACGAUUCAGCGUGGGGCGAGAGUAUCCGCAGGAGCUUCACUCUGCGGCGACCACAGGACAGGCGAUAAGAGUCUUUGGAGCAGAAUACGUAUCAGGGAGGGGACAUGGAAUAGCAUGUAUGUGGUCAGAGGUGGGAGGGGAAAGAAUAGACGGGUGAUAUUGGAGGGCAGAGGGGAUAGACAGGCGAGGCGCAUGAAGGCCGAAUUAAGUCGUGGCAGUCAUGACGAUAUAAAUGCCGGGACAGGCGUUGGAGGAUGUGCAAUGGGGUGGAAGCUUGAUUUUUGAUGAUUGAUUAGGUCAUAGCAGAGGCAUAGCGACGGCGUUACAUAUACCGAGACACAGCGGUCAUCGCUACGAUAGAAUGUAAAUUCGUGGGUUUGUCGUUCCUAUCAGAAAAGUC